Messenger RNA from Coregonus sp. 'balchen', 29335 nucleotides. The record is from the annotation of a GenBank genome assembly. NCBI's taxonomy places the organism in Eukaryota, Metazoa, Chordata, Actinopteri, Salmoniformes, Salmonidae.
AUGCAGGGAGCUCACAGGGCUCUCCAUGCUGCCUCCAUACGCUCACCACCCUUCUCUCUCCACUUUUCCCUCCCCCUGUCCCUCUCACCCUCCGUGGCCACCCCCACAGAGCACAAGGACAAGGCUGGACAGGAGUGGAGGAAGACUGUACCCAGCUAUAACCAGUCCAGUAGUGGAGCCAUGGACUUCAGGACUUGGAACACCUUACCGCACGACGAGAGCCAGGAGCCCCUGCCUAAGACCUGGGAGAUGGCCUACACCGAGACGGGCAUGGUCUACUUCAUAGAGUAAGUACUGGUCUUCUGGUUCUCUACUCUACUCCAGUACAGUGCCAGGGUGGUGUUGGUGAUGCUGGAAGUAGAGGUCGUUUCGAAAGAGAGCAUGGUGAUUUGUUUGUACAGAGAAUAGUUUCUGUGUUACUUGUAGAUCCAGUGUCCUACUUCUUUCUCUGCGGCUCAGACAGUACAGCAUUUGGAAAAGUAAACAAUAGUAUUAUUGUUAUUGUAAUUAUGGUAUAGGAUUUGUGAAAUUAUUCAUUAUAUUAACCUAUCUGGUGUCUAGAAUACAGGUGUGUUGUUUUCCUGUAUUUGAUGUGGUGGUGCUGGGCUUGGGCUUAAAGCUUUGGCCCUCUCCCCCUCCCUCCGUUGUUUACCAGUCUGUUCUGUUUGUGUGGCUCACACAGCAUACAGAAGUCAGAGCCAGGUGCUGUACCCUGCCCUAAAAUCAAUAGCUUAUUCUCUCUGAGCAGGAGGAAACAAUUGGACAAAUGGAACGCUCCCAGAGGCCUGCUCUCUCUGCUCUCUGCUUUCUGCAAGACGUCUGCAUCUUCUCUCUGUUCUACCUCUCUCUCUUUUCUCCUCUCCCUUCUUCCAUCCCUCCUUCCAUUCCUGCCUCAGAGGGCCUGUCUGCCUCUGCUCUGUCUGACUACCUCUCUCUCCCUCAUCUCUCCUUCCAUCCCUUCUCUCUCCUUCCUCCAUCCAUCUCUCUCUCCCUCAGAGGGCCUGUCUGCCUCUGCUCUAUCUGACUACCUCUCUCUCCCUCAUCUCUCCUUCCAUCCCUUCUCUCUCCUUCCUCCAUCCCUCUCUCUCUCCCUCAUCUCUCCUUCCAUCCCUUCUCUCUCCUUCCUUCUUUCCUCCAUCCCUAUCUCGUCCCCCCUUCCCUCAUCUCUCCUUUCCAUCCCUUCCUCUCCUCCUUCCCUCCUCCAUCCUCUCUCUCUUCCCUCAUCUCUCCUUCGCAAUCCCUUCUCUCUCCUUCCUCCCAUCCCUCUUCUCUCACGUAUCCUCCCUCGCAUCCCCUCUGCACGACCUUCACUCCAUCCCUCUCUCUCUCCUCAUCUCGCCUUCCGAUCCCUUCUCUCUCCUCCUCCUCCAUCCCCAUCCUCUCCAUCCCUCUCCCCUUCCAUCCCUUCUCUCUCCUCUCCUCGCAUCCCUCUCUCUCUCCCUCCUCCAUCCCUCUCUCUCUCCUCCUCCAUCCUCUCUCUCUCCCUCAUCUCUCCUUCCAUCCCUCUCUCUCUCCUCCUCCAUCCCUCUCUCUCUCCCUCAUCUCUCCUUCCAUCCCUUCUCUCUCCUUCCUCCAUCCCUCUCUCUCCCUCAGAUGACCUGUCUUCCUCUGUUCUGUGCUGACUACCUCUCCGUCCAUACCUCCCUCCAUUCUUCCCUCAAAGGUUCCUUUUGUUCCAAUUUCAAAGGCUCCCUUAAAGAGUCACUUGAUUCCAAAAUAAUGACAUAGGUUUGUGAUUUUGAAGGGGCCUUUAGUUUGAUUGGCUUGUUUGGGGUUUGGCAGAAUGGUUAGGGAGCACAAGGGGACAGUGGUUUCCAAACACUGGCUGGUGAAUAUCUAUACUUUACCUUGUUGUUGUGGUGCUUUUUGUUCAGCGUGUAAAGUUGUGCCUCUCUGUCUCCACAGUCACAACACCAAGACCACUACCUGGCUGGACCCCAGGCUGGCCAAGAAGGCCAAGCCCCCAGAGAAGUGUGAGGAUGGAGGUGAGAAUCACACACACAUGUUCUUCUAUCCUUUUGAUGACCUAAAAUAUAUUUCCUUUAAAAAUGCUAUUUUCCCUAACCCCUAAACUUAACCUUAACCCCUAAACCUAACCCUAAAUCUAACUCCUAACCCUAAUUAUAACCAUCAUUGUAACCCUAAACCUAACCUCUAAGUUUAAAAUAGCCUUUGUCCUCAUGGGGACGUUGGAAAUGUCAGCACGAGGGAGAAUUUUCCUUGUUUUACUGUUCUUGUGGGGAACAUUUCAGGUCCCCACGAGGACAGAAGAACAACACCACACACACACUCGUUCUCACAUACAGACGGUGUAGGGUUCUUGCAGCAAGGUUUCACUCACAUGCACUCAUACACCCUCCCUACACACACACACUACUGUCCAUAGUCUGAAUGCACCCCAUUAGACAGAACUAUGAGUGGGAAUCAUGUAUGCCACUGAAGGCUGUGACAUGUAGACAGACAGACAGUACUGUAAACAGCUAAACAUGGCCCAGCGGGCCCCAGCGAUGUGGUGACACUACAUUACCCAGCCUGCCCCCUGUCCCCUAAUGGCUUGUGGGAGACCUGCAGAGAGCUCAUCAUCACUGUAUCUCCAAAAAGGCAAUUCCACAGUCCCCUCUUGCGUGAAGCACUCUUUUCCCCUGCAUGUGUUCGUCACAGGACAGCACACACUCCAGAUUCCACUCACACACCGCUGGGAGAAGACAAGCCAUUAUUUUACAGGAUUGCCAUAACAGCUACACAUUUCCUUACUUCCUAUCUCGCUGUCUCGCUCUCUCUCUCCCUCCCAAACACCCGGUGACAAAUAAGGCAGCCCUCUCAGUAGUUGGUGUGUAUAAACCCUGGAUCCCUAGUUCCUUGCAGUGAGUUGUCAUUCAGACCUGUGUGGUUCAUUGUGUGGGUAGACUGUGUAUCAAUUGUUCCAGAGCAGCACAUUGAUUUGCAUCUUCCGCUUCUGUCUCUUGCCUGCAGAGCUUCCGUAUGGCUGGGAGAAGAUUGAGGAUCCACAGUAUGGAACCUACUACGUUGAGUGAGUAUACAGUACCAGUCAAAAGUUUGGACACACCUUCAAGGGUUUUUCUUUAUUUUUACUAUUUUCUAUUUUUGUAGAAUAACUAUGAAAUAAUACAUAUGGAAUCAUGUAGUAAACCCAAAAAGUGUUAAACAAAUAAAAAUAUAUUUUAGAUUUUAGAUUCUUCAAAUAGCCACCCUUUGCCUUGAUGACUGCUUUGCACACUCUUGGCAUUCUCUCAACCAGCUUCACCUGGAAUGCUUUUCCAACAGUCUUGAAGGAGUUCCCACAUCUGCUGAGCACUUGUUGGCUGCUUUUCCUUCACUCUGCGGUCCAACUCAUCCCAAACCAUCUCAAUUGGGUUGAGAUCAGGUGAUUGUGGAGGACAGGUUAUCUGAUGCAGCACUCCAUCACUCUACUUCUUGGUCAAAUAGCCCUUACACAGCCUGACGGUGUGUGUUGGGUCAUUGUCCUGUUGAAAAACAAAUGAUAGUCCCACUAAGCGCAAACCAGAUGGGAUGGCGUAUCGCUGCAGAAUGCUGUGGUAGAAUGCCUUGAAUUCUAAAUAAAUCAUUGAUAGUGUCACCAGCAAAGCACCAUCACACCUCCUACUCCAUGCUUCACGGUGGGAAUCACACAUGCAGAGAUCAUCCGUUCACCUACUCGGCGUCUCACAAAGACACGGCGGUUAGAACCAAAAAUCUCAAAUUUGGACUCAUCAGACCAAAGGACAGAUUUCCACCAGUCUGAUGUCCAUUGCUCGUGUUUCUUGGCCCAAGCAAGUCUCUUCUUCUUAUUGGCUUAUUCUUAUUCUUAUUGGCUUCUUAUUUUGUGGCACCUGACCACACAACUGAACAGUAGUCCAGGUGCGACAAAACUAGGGCCUGUAGGACCUGCCUUGUUGGUAGUGCUGUUAAGAAGGUAGGGCAGAGCUUUAUUAUGGACAGACUUCUCCCCAUCUUAGCUACUGUUGUAUCAGUAUGUUUUAACCAUGACAGUUUACAAUCCAGGGUUACUCCAAGCAGUUUAGUCACCUCAACUUGCUCAAUUUCCACAUUAUUUAUUACAAGAUGUAGUUGAGGUUUAGGGCUUUGUGAAUGAUUUCUCCCAAAUACAAUGCUUUAAGUUUUAGAAAUAUUUAGGACUAACUUAUUCCUUGCGACCCACUCUGAAACUAACGUUUUUUCCAGCAGCAGACUAUGAUCAAUAAUGUCAAAGGCUGCACUGAAGUCUAACAAAACAGCCCCCACAAUCUUUUUAUCAUCAAUUUCUCUCAGCCAAUCAGUCAUUUGUGUAAGUGCUGUGCUUGUUGAAUGUCCUUCUCUAGAAGCGUGCUGAAAGUAUGUUGUCAAUUUGUUUACUGUAAAAUAACGUUGUAUCUGGUCAAACACCAUUUUUUCAAAAAGUUUACUAAAGGGUUGGUAACAGGCUGAUUGGUCAGCUUUUUGAGCCAGUAAAGGGGGCUUUACUAUUCUUAGGUAGCGGAAUGACUUUUGCUUCCCUCCAGGCCUGGGGGCACACACUUUCUAGUAGGCUUAAAAAUAUGGCAAAUAGGAGUGGCAAUAUCAUCCGCUAUUAUCCAGGUUGAUAUGAUGAAUCAGGUUAGUAACACCUGGGUUUGGAGUGAAAACUUACAGGAGGGUAGCUCUCCAGGAACAGGGUUGGGCAACCCUGCUCUACAGGGUUGCCACUGCCUGAUACAUGAGCCAUCUGAUUCAAUGGAUGGAGCUGAGUUUGCCUUUUUUUCCUCUGUAGCUCAAUUGGUAGAGCUUGGCGCUUGUAACGCCAGGGUAGUGGGUUCGAUCCCCGGGACCACCCAUACGUAAAAAUGUAUGCGCACAUGACUGUAAGUCGCUUUGGAUAAAAGCGUCUGCUAAAUGGCAUAUUAUAUUAUUAUAUUAUUCCCAAAAUGUCAUUUAAGGUGCUCAAAAGCUUUUGACUAUCAUUCUUUAUGUAAUUUAUCUUUGUUUCAUAGUGUAUACUGUACAAUAGACUUUUAGAAGAAGUGCCUUUUGAUAAUAACAAGUGUUUGUUUCAUGAGCUGGGAUUUCUAUACACCAGGUUGAAGUCAUUAAGAGAUGCUGGACAGGCAGACCUGAGCUUGUGUGGUUUUCAAAUGUAGCCUAUAGUAACGAUUGAGUUUGAGAAGAUGGACUAAGGACAGCUGGCCUUCCCAUACAGCAUUCUCAUUGUGCUCUACAGGGUUGCCACUGCCUGGUACAGAGGGGGCACAGGGGAGGGGCAACAGGCAUGACCUCACCCUGUUCAGAAACACACACUGGCACACAGAGUUCACCCAGCAUGGCCUUCCAUAGGAGCAGAGAGAGGGGUGGGAGGGAGGGAGGGAGAGAGAGGGAGAGAGAGGGAGGGAGAGAGAGAGAGAGAGGGAGGGAGAGGGAGAGAGAGAGAGAGAGGGAGAGAGAGGGGAGGAGAGGAGGGGAGGGAGAGAGAGAGGACUACAUGAACAUAAUCUGUUUAUGCUAAGGGUCACCGGGACAACCAGUUUUUUUUUUCCUCCCUGUCUUUUUGUUUUGAAUGAAUACAGUAGGACAGAAUGGCUCAUUAUUUCCUAACUAAAGUACAGAACAAGAGCCAUAGCAAUCAAAGGAGCGGACUGAGCACACUUAGUCACAGAGGACCACUUCUCUUCCCUGAUUGAAUAGGGAGGAUAACUCUCAGCAUGACUCAUGCCCAACGAGAGCACAAACAAUACUUUUCAUCGAAACGCACACACAUACUGGCACACACACACACACUGGCAGACAUCGACACGCCCAAACACAUACAGGCACGCGCACAAAUAGGCACACACAUACACUGGCAAUUGGCACACAUACACACACCCUGUCACACAUGCACAGUAUCUCACACACACUCAGCAUGCGUCUGAUUUAUGGAGCAGAGCGGGAGUGGCAUCCGUUUUAUGCCUGUUCAAAAGCUAGUCACGUCUGGCUCUGAGCUACAACUGUUAAAGCACAGGAGCAUUAUGCAGAUGCGAUGCUUUCCCAGCUUUACGUGCAACCUGGGGGGGUGCUCCUCUCUGAAUAGUAGAUGUUUAAACACAAAUUGCUGACCUGGGAAUGUGGCAUCGAAAGGCUACAGCUCUACAGCUAGCAGGGAACAGCAGGCACACAGUCUGCUUUACUGAUCCUAGGUCAGUCCGAUGUGGCCGUUGUGAGCAGAGGUAUGGACCUUGGUCAGAGUAUAAGGUUAUCCUACUGAUCUUAGGUCAGCUGAAUAUGUAUCUAAUGUGUAAGCAAGGAAGCAUCACCCAGUAAAAGGGUGUGUCAACAGUAGCAUUGUGGCGUCAUUCAUUGUGGUUUACAGAUGAUAGUCUGUACAGUACCAGCUUAUGUGUGCAUGCCAAGCAGAGGUUUGCAUGACUGGAUAGCGAUCAGGGAUUUGAAUACACUGUGUACUGUGAGUGUAGUGGGAAACAGACAGAAACCUGUUUGGAGUAUUUGUCACGACAUUUUUGUAUUGCUACCCAAUGAAGUGAUACCGCCAAGUAACGAGACAGAUAACUGGUGUCACGUCUCUACAAGGAGAAGGACAACAAUGAUAAGAAAGCUGUGAAAACAUAAAAGCCUCACUUUCCUUUGGUCGGUUCCACUUUCUGUACGAUUUUUAAACAAGUGUGUAUUAGUCCUUGCUUGAUGCUGUAUUUCUGAGUGUUUUCUAUAUGUACAGUAGCACUCUGUGUAUUUGUGUUGUGUAUAUCGAGCUGUCCAGUUAGUGUUCUGUCUUGUCUCUUUGCUGCAGCCAUAUCAACCAGAAGACCCAGUUUGAGAACCCAGUCCUGGAAGCCAAGAGGAAACUGAGCCUGGACACCCCCUCCCCUGGCCAGCAGGGGGCUCCCACACCCUCAGGUAAUUAUGAAGCAGUGUAUUCAAUGAAUUGGGUAUUUAAUUGGGCAUGCGUUCUGUAUGCUAGUGUAGAUAUUGGGACAGACCAUAAACCCAUAAUGUCUUACUCAAGGUUAUCCGAAGUGAAUGAUUGUUUCUAAUCGGAUCUCAACAGCUUAGAGACCAUAUCAGUGCACGAGACAAAUACACUACAUGGCGAGGGAGGGAGGGAGAGGGAACUUGCGUGCUCACUGCUGAGUGAUGUCAUUGAGCCAUCUGGGACUACAGGCUUGUGUUGACUAAUUGUGAUUUCCGAUGUUUUCGGCGAGUCUUAUGUUCAAAUAAGGAUAUUGAUCACCCAGCCAUUGAUGUUUCUCUGCUGAGCCAACUCUGUGUUGCUCACAGAAUUGAACAUAUGUCAGACAAAGAAGUGACGACAGGCCGACCACAGAGGCUGACUCCCAAUUAGACUCAGAAGAAGACGCAGACGCCAAUAGCACUGUCUCGUUCUGUACCAGCUAUCCCAGUGUUUAGCCUGGAGGCCCUGGAUGUCGCAGACACAUGGACCUACUGGGCAGUAGCAGGCUGAUAAUGCUGUCCUGGAACAGACCACAAUAACUCAUGAAAAAACCUUAACACCCACUGAUCAUGGUAGGAUGUGUGUUCCUCAGGCUUUGCUGCUUUGCUUUGAGCAUCAUUGUCAUCUUUCCAGAGGGGGAGGUCCUUGGAGGUUGUUGGACAACAAACUAUGUGGUGAACAAUCAGGGUUUGAUUGAACAGAGACCCUAGUUUUAGAACCAGAUCAACUCAGACCCUUUAGAAUAGAAGAAGCACUGCUUUACUUGCAUAGCCUAUAGGGACAGAACAACUCCCAGGAUACGACCCAAAUGGCACCCUAUUCCCUUUAUAGUGCACUAAUUUUGACCAGGGCCGUUAAUAGGGUACCAUUUGAGACGCAGCUCCAGUUAGUCAAUUUUCUGUCCAGCUAAAAUAUUAUUUUCCAUGGUAUUAUUUCCUGGACUCUUCUUUUAGUUGAUUCUCUAGUUUUCCCCAGGGUGGUUCUCUGCACUGCUCUGACAGAGCUCUCUACUCUGCUCCCUGCUCUCCGGGGUUGUUAAUGAGUAUUAAUGGCUAAUGGUGGUCUGUCUCCCAGCGGAGUGGAGCGGAGCGUAGGCCGGAGGGGCAUGGUGCCACGUGGAGGGUUUUAAACGCUGUUUUGACAAGGUUCCCCAGUCUGACCUCCCUCUCAGAGAAAGGGGCAGCUGUCUGUCGCCACAGUGCUGAAGCUGUAUGGGGAUAUAGGGUACCAUCAUUACCCUGCACUGACAAUCAUCUCGAUAUGGCAUUUCAUAGAAUCACAGUGAGCGGCCUGCCUGAGAAAUAGGCCACCCCAUUUGUGUUACCUUGACAUAAUCAGGGCUAUGUUAACAUGUCUAUGUAGCACCCCCUUAACUCCUCCACACACAUACACACACAUAUAUUCUCACACACAAACAGCUCAGUGACACUGCUGGUAUGCGAGAAUGUCAUGUUAAUCACACUCAGCAUAAUCUGUUUUCUCUGAGCGCUGAAAAUCCAAUUAUGCAAAUCAAAAUCCCAUGACACAUUGACGGGUAGAGGACAUGGCGGGUAGUGGAGGAGGAGGGGGGUGUAUAUCUUUACCCCUCCUAAUGAGAUUGAUACCCCCACCUCUCCUCUAUCCAUCCAUCCGUCAGUGGGUGAAGCAACACUAGAGGGGAACACAGCCCAUAACUCACCCAAUGGAAACCAAGGUCAAGGGCUAUAAAUGACUGAGGCCAUGGCUGAUUAACCUCGGUCUCUCUAUCUAUCCACUGUAUCUCUAUCUAUUUCUCUCCCUCGCUCUCUCUUUCUCUCCCUUUCUCUCUCUCCCUCCUAUUUCUCUCCAUCCCCCUGUCGCCCUGUCUCAGUCACAUGGUGAGAGCCUCCAGCUGCAGGUUGUCGUGACUGAGGUCAGCUCUUUUCUGUUUGCCUCCAUCCCUGUGUUAUGGUGGUUAGUGUACACACACACACACAGUUUGUCUCCUGGACAUUUUUUCCCAUGCACCAUCCUGCAGGCAUAACAUAGGAAAUUCAAGCUGAAAGUUUAUCACAUCUCUGAAAGCUUUGAAAUGUAAAGAUCUUAUCCAAACGGAUGCAUCACUGCUUUGUGCGUCAUGCGUGUGUGUUUGUCUUUUUCACUGACAGGCUUAGGUAUAAGAGUAGUAGGCUAUCUCUGUUCAGUGGUACACUCUUAGAAAAAAAAAAAGUGCUAUUUAGAAACGAAAAGGGUUCUUCGGCUGUCCCCAUAGGAGAACCCUUUGAAGAACCGUUUUUGGUUCCAGGUAGAACCCUUUUGGGUUCCAUGUAAAAACAUGGAACCCAAAAGAGAUCUAGCUGGAAGCGAAAAGUGUUCUCCUAUGGGAACAUCUCAUUACAAACUCAUGGGCUUUAAUAUGGAGUUACUCCCCCCUUUGCUGCUAUAACAGGCUCCACUCUUCUGGGAAGGCUUUCCACUAGAUGUUGGAACAUUGCUGCGGGGACUUGCUUCCAUUCAGCCACACAAGCAUUAGUGAGGUCGGGCACUGAUGUUGGGCGAUUAGGCCUGGCUCACAGUCGGUGUUCCAAUUCAUCCCGAUGAGGUUGAGGUCAGGGCUCUGUGCAGACCAGUCAAGUUCUUCCACACCGAUCCCGGGGCAUUGUCAUGCUGAAACAGGAAAGGUACAUUAUUCCUCCUCCCCCAAACUUUACAGUUGGCACUAUACAUUGGGGCAGGUAGCAUUCUCCUGGCAUCCGCCAAACCCAGAUUAGUCCGUCAGACUGCCAGAUGGUGAAGUGUGAUUCAUCACUCCAGAGAACGCGUUUCCACUGCUCCAGAGUCCAAUGGAGGCGAGCUUUACAACACUCCAGCCAACGCUUGGCAUUGUGCAUGGUGAUCUUAGGCUUGUGUGCGGCUGCUCGGCCAUGGGAACCCAUUUCAUGACGCUCCAGACGAACAGUUAUUGUGCUGACGUUGCUUCCAGAGGCAGUUUGGAACUCGGUAGUGAGUGUUGCAACCGAGGACAGACGAUUUUUAUGCGCUUCAGCACUCAGCGUUCCAGUUCUGUGUGCUUGUGUGGCCUACCACUUCAUGGCUGAGACGUUGUUGCUCCUAGACGUUUCCACUUCACAAUAACAGCACUUACAGUUGACCGAGGCAGCUCUAGCAGGGCAGAAAUUUUGCUAACUUUUGUCUGAAAGGUGGCAUCCUAUGACGGUGCCACGUUGAAAGUCAAUGAGCUCUUCAGUAAGGUCAUUCUACUGCCAAUGUUUGUCUAUGGAGAUUGCAUGGCGGUGUGCUCGAUUUUAUACACCUGUCAGCAACGUGUGUGGUGAAAUAGCCGAAUCCACUAAUUUGAAGCGGUGUCCCCAUACUUUUGUAUAUAUAGUGUAGAUUGUAUGUUCUAUCCAUUUAAUUGUUUGCACCAUUUGUAAUCUCCCUUAUUUUAUUUUAUUUUAUGUUUUUCUCUAUUCUUUUCUUCCCCCUACCCUACCAUCCCUACCCUGAUCGGAGUAAACUAACGGACAACAAUAAUUCUACUUUUACUUACAGCUAUUUACUUGUAGUUAAAUAAUUAGACAUAUAUUCCUAAUUUCUUCUUUCUUCAAGUGCUGGAUUUUCACCCACAGCAGCCAAUCACCAUUCAUUCGGAUUUUAACUCCAACCCGCCGAUAUCCACAGAUUAACCCAUCUUUCCCAGUAUAAUGCCAUUUUGCUAUUUCCUUUUACAAAACAUCCCUCCAUUUUACUAUGAUGUCUUACGAGGGUCCUGAACCUUCCUAUUUGUGAAAUUUUUGUCGAUAUUGCCCUAAAGUAAAUACUUUACCCAAGAGUAUAAUGAUAUUUCCCAUUGACUGAUCUUGGUUUACUCAGAUCCCAUAACAAUACAGUUUGCAGGUCCAUCUGAAACCUGAUAUUAUUACAUAACAACCAUUCCUGGACCGGACUCCAAAAGCGAGCCACCGAUUGACAGUACCAGAACAUUUUUUAUAUUGAUUCUGUUUCCUUGUCGCAGAGUCUGCACAAGGUUGACUGUUCAAUGCCCCAUAUACUAAGCAUUCUUUUUGUAGCAAGUAUUUUAUAUAAUAGCUUAAAUUGAAAUGAAUGAAUUUAUGUGUCAAUUGUUGUUUUAUAUGUCCGUUCAUAGACCCGAUGCUAAGGUAGUGGGACAUCAAAAACCUGUUCCCAACUGACUUGAAUUUUAUACGGUAUUGCUGUCAAACCUUUUUCGAUUUAUACUAAUAAUUUUAAGCCAUUUAUGAUUUUUAAGUGGUGGCUGACAAACUAAUUAUUUAAAAAAUGACUAAGUAAUUGUCUCUUCCAAUUGUGUGGCAGAGCCGUGAUGAGUUAGUUAUAAUUAUGUAUUGAGCAUACACCUCCAUACACUGUUGAUAUGUGAUUUGAGUGUUUGGUCGAAUUAGUGACAAUCAGAGUGACGUGCAGCUGUCAGAUGUCUUGUCACCGUGGCUAUAGCCUACACUGUGACGAUACAGGGGACAGAUGGCUAACAGCCUGUGAGCAUGCAUCUGUGUCUGUCUGCCACACACACACACACACACACACACACACACACACAGUUGUCCCAUGUGGAUAUAUUAGACUAAAAUAAGCAUAGCGGCAUAGAUGUGUCACUGUCGUCUGUCAUCGUGGAUUAGCGCUAGCAGCUAGCCUAGCGUGGUUUCUCUGUCAGAUCAAUGCAGCUGAACAACACUGACAGGCCUUGUGAUGAUAAUGCCACAAACAAACAGGGAAUUAAUAGUCACUCAUUUGUCAAGUAAAAUACUUCAAUCGGUCAAUAAGAUUUGAGAGCAAUUAGCUGAAUUACAGUCAUAAUAAUUAUCAUAAAAUUGCUGAUAGUACUUCCUCCUACAAUUUGCAUCUCUCAUUCUCUCUCUCUCCCUCUCUCCAUCAGAUGAGCCUGUUGUGGGUGUGAGGGGUUUUGUGCGGGACCCAGCCCAUCUCCAGGGCUCCAUUCUGAGGACAGCUCUAAGGAAGAGCCCCCAGGGGUUUGGCUUCACCAUCAUCGGGGGCGACCGCCAUGAUGAGUUCCUCCAGGUGAAGAACGUGCUCCGAGACGGCCCUGCCGCGUACGACAACAAGAUGGCCUCUGGUGAGUGUGGUACGCGCACGUAAACACAAACACACUCUUACACACACACACACCAGCAAGGUUAAUCUUCAUGGUACACACCCUGCCUCUUGACAGUAAAACUCCACAUCAAUUACAUUUUACAUUUUAGUCAUUUAGCAGGCGCUCUUAUCCAGAGCGACUUACAGUUAGUGAGUGCAUACAUUUUUUCAUACUGGCCCCCCGUGGGAAUCGAACCCACAACCCUGGUGUUGCAAACGCCAUGCUCUACCAACUGAGCUACACACAACUCAAUAACAGUACAUGUUAUGGUGAACGCCCUGAUUUGAAGUGGAGUCAUAUAUUUCAGAUUUCAUAGGUCCCUUGGCUGUGCUUCUUUGCAUACCUAUGGUUAUUACGAGCAUGCUUAUCUAUAAGUGUGAUCAUAUAUCUUGGAUCAGGUUGUGACAUACAGUAUAUAGUCCAUGCUGUCUUCACUAAACAACCAUUACUACCACUGAUAUACACCUGCCAGUGGCUCAUUGAAUGCUUUAGGAGAAUAUUAAUUCUAUAGACCGUGAGAUCAGAUGUAUGGUAGUUAUAAUGAGUUGUUUAUUGUCUAAUAUAAAUCCCGUCAGAAUAUGCAUCAUGGGAUAACGCAUUAGAGCACGGUAGUACCAUGCAUACUAAGUGUACUGCUAGCAGCAGUCAUUUAUGCCAGAGUGGUGUCAUUUUAAUGAGCAUGGAGAGUAAUUUGAUCUGGACAUUGGGUCUCUGAAGCAAUCCCAUCUCAUAUCUGAGUUAAUAGUUAACUCAGGGCCCUUAACUCUGUCUUUCAGAGUGUGUGCAUGUGUGUACGUGAAGUAUGGGCUUAAUUACCAGUGUUUGCCCUGACAGUGAUUGGCUGUUGUUCCAUCUCAAUCUCCUCUCAUUUGGUUUGUUCAGCGAAUGUAUAUAACACAGUGAAAUGUUAGAUGUGUUUGUUAGUAACAGCUAUUGAUUGUGUUGGGUGGAUCCUUCAGGGGAGUCCCAGCUAGCCAGCAGUGAAGGGAGUUUCCUGCUUUUGUUUUGGUUGAUUGGAGAUAAGAAUAUUCCCCUACUCUUCAUUGAUCUGUCUGGGAGCAGCUGAGCUAAUAAACCCAGGCUAGAAUGAUGGCGGAUGAGGGGAAUAUAAUAGAGUUAUGCUGUACCUUACAUCAACCCCAGAGCAGCUGUUUAUGAUCCAAACUGAAUUGUGUUUUAAUUGACUCUAUGCUCUGAACCUGGUUACUAUGUCAUGACUAAACCAUAGCACACUCCCAUUCUAGGAAUGUACCAAUCAGUACCCAAUGCUGAUAUGUCUUCCCUCUCCCUCCGCUCCACCAGGUGAUGUGAUCGUGGACAUCAACGGGCUGUGUGUCCUGGGGAAGACCCAUGCUGAAGUGGUUCAGCUGUUUCAGUCUAUCCCAGUCAACCAGUAUGUGGACAUGGUGUUGUGUCGUGGCUACCCCCUGCCUGAGGACACCAGCGGAAGUGAUGAUGCCUCAGGGGAUGUAGCCACCACCCUGCCCCUGGCCCCAGAAGCCACCCCGUCACCUUCCACCUCCAACCCCCAGGACAUACACUACAUCACAAGCCCAGACGGCACCCUUCCUAGACAGGUACAGUCAGAAGAGAAUUCGGCCACCCCGCUGAUCCCGGUUCCUCUCUAGGAUUCUUCCUUCUUGGGGAUUUUUCCUGGCUACUGUGCUUCCUUUUUUGCUUGCUGUUAGGGGUCUAGGCUGGGUUUCUCUAAAAGCACUUUGUGACCAAUGCUGAUUUAAAAAGGGCCUUUAUAAAUAGAUUUUGGUUAAUUGAUUGACAGACCACCGCAACUGCAGUCCCAACCAUGACCAACGGGGGGCGCCACUACCCUGAGGGUCCAGACCCCACGCUGCUGCAGCCGGAGCUGGUGGGCGUGCCCCUGGUGAAGGGGCCGGGAGGGUUUGGCUUUGCCAUCGCAGACUGCCCCCUGGGCCAGAAGGUAACAUAUAUGGGUGAUGAGUUGUUGGUUUUCUUUUAUGUCUGGAAAAAUGAUUUCCGGCAACACUUUACUAUAGCUCCCCUUAUGUAUGACGAAUGUUAUAUUAAUGCCUUAUGUAGCAGUAGCUGUUGCAAAGACUUUAUAUAUGUAUACAUAAUGAAUGUGUCCGUUAAGAGUUACCGAAUUUACUUUUCGGAGGAUAAGAAAUGUAAUCUAAUGUAAUAUAGCCUAACUGAAUCUAAUCUAACCUAAUCGAAUGUAAUUUCAGGUGAAGAUGAUCCUGGAUGCCCAGUGGUGCCGUGGUCUGCUGAAGGGUGAUGUUAUCAAGGAGAUCAACCGUCAGAACGUCCAGACACUGAGUCACUCCCAGGUGGUGGACAUCCUCAAAGACCUGCCGGUGGGCAGCGAGGUCAACGUCCUUGUACUCAGAGGAGGUGAGAGAGAGGGGAUGGUAGGAGGAGAUAGGUGGGGGUGGUAGGAGGAGGUGAUAGGAGGUGAUAGAUAGGAGGAGAUAGAAAGGAGGGGCUAGGAAGCGCUACAUAGGAGGUGGUAGGAUGAGGUGAUAGGAGGACAUAGGAGGUGUUGCAUGCCUUCAUCACAGUCAACAUACUGGGGUUCAGAGGAGCUGCGAGACUAAACUGUACACUGCCACCUUAGUGAUGCCAUGACUUUAGUGUGACAGGGUCAUGCGGCUGUGAAGACGUAGUAAUAGUAGUUCCUAGAGGAAGUCCAUUAGAUGGCCGUUCAGCUCCUCAGCAGCCAGCCCUCCCAAAGGCCAGCCCCAGAGCCAGCCACCGUUUAAUAAAGCAAUUUCAUGCUCGUCUAUCCCACUAUCCAUCCACUAUCCAUUUCCCAUUUGCACCUCUGCAUACAAGCAGGCAGGCUCAGAGAGCCGUAAUAGUGGGGCUGUGAAUAUGAUACCUUGACCAGAAAGGUGAGGAGGAGGGGAUGCCAGUGGGAGUUAGAUUCAAACAACUCUAGUAUUUGGCUAGGUACAUUUGGAAGUCGGAUGUUUGCAUACACCUUAGACAAAUACAUAUAAACUCAGUUUUUCACAAUUCCUGACAUUUAAUGCUAGUAAAAAUUCCCUGUCUUAGGUCAGUUAGCGUCACCACUUUAUUUUAAGAAUGUGAAAUGUCAGAAUAAUAGUAGAGAGAAUGAUUUAUUUCAGCUUUUAUUUCUUUCAUCACAUUCCCAGUGGGUCAGAAGUUUACAUACACUCAAUUAUUAUUGGAUAGCAUUGCCUUUAAAUUGUUUAACUUGGGUCAAACGUUUCGGGUAGACUUCCACAAGCUUCCCACAAGAAGUUGGGUACAUUUGGCCCAUUCCUCCUGACAGAGCUGGUGUAACUGAGUCAGGUUUGUAGGCCUCCUUGCUCGCACACGCUUUUUCAGUUCUGCCUACAAAUUGUCUAUAGGAUUGAGGUCAGGGCUUUGUGAUGGCCACUCCAAUACCUUGACAUUGUUGUCCUUAAGCCAUUUUGCCACAACUUUGGAAGUAUGCUUGGGGUCAUUGUCCAUUUGGAAGACCCAUUUGCGACCAAGCUUUAACUUCCUGACUGAUGUCUUGAGAUGUUGCUCCAAUAUAUCCACAUAAUUUUCCUUCCUCAUGAUGCCAUCUAUUUUGUGAAGUGCACCAGUCCCUCCUGCAGCAAAGCACCCCCACAGCAUGAUGCUACCACCUCCGUGUUCCACGGUUGGGAUGGUGUUCUUCGGCUUGCAAGCUCCCCCUUUUUCCUCCAAACAUAACGAUGGUCAUUAUGGCCAAACAGUUCUAUUUUUGUUUCAUCAGACCAGAGGACAUUUCUCCAAAACGUACGAUCUUUGUCCCCAUGUGCAGUUGCAAACCAUAGUCUGGAUUUUUUAUGGUGGUUUUGGAGCAGUGGCUUCUUCCUUGCUGAGCGGCCUUUCAGGUUAUGUCGAUAUAAGACUUGUUUUACUGUGGAUAUAGAUACUUUUGUACCUGUUUCCUCCAGCAUCUUCACAAGGUCCUUUGCUGUUGUUCUGGGAUUUAUUUGCACUUUUCGCACCAAAGUAUGUUAAUCUCUAGGAGACAGAACAUGUCUCCUUCCUGAGCGGUAUGACGGCUGCGUGGUCCCAUGGUGUUUAUACUUGCAUACUAUUGUUUGUACAGAUGAACAUGGUACCUUCAGGUGUUUGGAAAUUGCUCCCAAGGAUGAACCAGACUUGUGGAGGUCUACCAUUUUUUGGCUGAGGUCUUGGCUGAUUUCUUUUGAUUUUCCCAUGAUGUCAAGCAAAGAGGCACUGAGUUUGAAGGUAGGCCUUGAAAUACAUCCACAGGUACACCUCCAAUUGACUCAAAUGAUGUAAAUUAGCCUAUCAGAAGCUUCUAAAGCCAUGACAUCAUUUUCUGGAAUUUUCCAAGCUGUUUAAAGGGACAGUCAACUUAGUGUAUGUAAACUUCUGACCCACUGGAAUUGUGAUACAGUAAAUUAUAAGUGAAAUAAUCUGUCUGUAAACAAUUGUUGGAAAGAUUACUUGUGUCAUGCACAAAGUAGAUGUCCUAACCGACUUGCCGAAACUAUAGUUUGUUAACAAGAAAUUUGUGGAGUGGUUGAAAAACGAGUUUUAAUGACUCCAACCUAAGUGUAUGUAAACUUCCGACUUCAACUGUAGUUAGAUAAGCAUUCAGUGGCAGACAGCCCAACAGAGGCAGUCUGACAUUUUGUGCGAAGGACAGUAAUAGUGGCCCUGCUCACCACUUCAAAGGGGAUGCUGUCACUGAAUAAACUGAAGAGCUCUUUCCAUUUGCCUGCACCGCAAUAGCCAAGAUGCUGUACGUUGUGUUAACGUAUGCUCCAAUGCUCUGAAGAAUGCUAAGGAGUUAAGAUACAGCAUGUUCACCUAGUGAUGUGUGCUCCAGUGCUCUGAAAGGUCCUAAGGAAUCAAGAUGCAGUAUUUUCAGCCAGAGAUUUUGUUUGUCGUGAGAAGGCCUGGGGGAGGGAGCAGGUUCAGGUUGUGCUGUUGACUCCUCCAGGGAAGGAUGAGGGGAGACUGAUGGAGGGGCUGGCAGGAGACCACAGCCUGGCCUGGCAGGGUUAUCAGGAAGGGAGGGGUGUUUAACUCUAGAGCCACCUGAGGUCACCUAGGGGCUGAGGUGUAGAACCUGGGUCUAUGACCAGGGGGUAACAUCAGCUCUCCACCACUGACCGGCACAGAGAGGGGGAACAGGAACUUGCCUGCUCGGCUGGCCACACCACACACUCCACCUACUCCGGGGUGCUUCCGCUGUGCAAUAAUGGGGCUUGCCCUAGGCGGUACUGGUAAUACCAAUGUGGAUUGUCACCAAUCCCACAUGGUCAAUGAAAGGUGGUGACUAGCUGUGUGUCAUACAGAUGGAUAUACACCCCUGGGUCAUCCCUUCAUGGUCACUGUGCUUCUCUUAAUGAGGGUGAACUGCUGAGCCCUUCUCUGAAUAGACUGUCUGACUGUGGUAGCAGGUGUGGAUAAUACAGUACACGGUUAUCCCAUGGCGAGGCACAAUGUCAUAUAUCUUCUCUCAUCCCUCUUCCCUCUGUCUAUUUCUCUGUUGAGAUCAGAGAUCCUUCCCAUGCUGAUGCUUGAGUAUAGUGCCACCAACUGGUCAAGUUGAACCAUGAUCUUGCUGGCUUUAGUAUCAGAGAGGAGAGCAGGGAAAGGAGAUGUAUGGGGCAAUGGGGCUCCGAUCAUGGUCACUACUCAUUCUGUAGGGCAGGGGUUCCCAAACUUCCAGCAUUGGGGAACAUCUUGCACCCACGUCUAUUUCUAUGGCCACAAGCACUGUUCAUGACACAAACUGUUUACACCCCUCUUGUUGGCGGAGAGAACAUUUUGCAGGUUUAAAGCUUAUUUUCUGCAAUUCUACACAUUUUGUCAUGGGGUGCAGAGAACAUUUAGCAGUUUUAAAGCUAAUUUUCUUGCAAUUAUACAUUUUGCCAUGUCUGAUGUGUAUUCAUGUGAUAUUUGAGUGACUCGAACAUUACUACAAAAUCUAUGGACAAAAAAAACGUUAGCUGACAUGGGCUAGUUGAUCUGGACAUUUCUGACAAGUUAUAAAUAGCUCUCUAAUGUAUACAAUGACUGAAAAGACCCAAUUAAAAAAUUGCACCUUGUGCCUUCUACUAUUACAACUUUCAAGACUGACCCCCGUGCCCCCCCGUCCCCCGUCGACCCCUCACGCCCCCUUUAGGCGCGAGGGGUGUAUGAUGAAAGAGAAUGUAGAGUCUACAGCAGAGCAAGAUCAAUAGUGUGAGGAAAUAGAGAUGUAUAAUAAUCUAUCAGACUUCCAGCACAAUAACCCCCUAAGGCACUGGAACCUGUCCUCCAUAAUACAUUGUUAUUAUACUGUAUUGAGUCAUCUUUCUGUCUAAUAACAUAGUUUUUCUCUCUCUCCCUCUCUCCAUCUCUCCCCAGGUCAGACAUCUCCUGUGAAGUCUCUAAAACCUGUAAGUUAAUAUAAAUGCUUUUAAUUACCCUUCUCCUUCUCUUCUCCUUCCUCUCUUCCAGAGACUCUCCCCACGGCCUCUACAGGGGAUUCUAAUCAGAGACUUGUGUCCCAAAUGGUGCCCUAUUCCCUAUAUAGUGUACCACUUUUGACCAGGGCCCAUAGGGCUCUGGUCAAAGUAGUGCACUAUGUAGGGAAUAGUGCCAUUUGGGACUCAGAUACUCAGAGUGUAGAGUGGGUCUGGGAACAUAAAUGGAAACACAGGGCUUUUAAACACCAGAUAGCAGUUGAAUUAUUAAAACAAGCCCUGAUAUAACUUUGUCUUAGUUUCUUUCCCCGCCAGUAGCAGUCUGCUGUAGAGAGCAGUACAUUAUUCAGGGAGCUGUCAUGAGCCACACGCGCGCACACACACACACACACACACACACACACACACACACACACACACACACACACACACACACUGGUAUUAUUUUUGGAGGCAGCCGGCUGACCCGGGUGGGUGAAUGUGCUCCUGGCAAACAGCUAUUUAACAUCCUGGCUGCUAGUAGCUGUACUGUAUAGCAGGGUUUAAGCUGUAAAGCCAUGUUCAACAGUUCUGUUGAGCCUUCUUUACAACAGAGUAUAUGAGUCUACUGGGUCAGCAACAGAGACUUGUAUUGAGAUAUAAUACAUCCAAAUAGAAGACUCCGGCUCAGUGGAAGUAUUUUCCUACAGCUUUAUGAGGGACUGUGUUAAUAAAGGCCAGCACUGCAGACACUAGGGGAAAACUUCUAAGGGUAGUUUGGGAGUACAGAAGUACAUGCACUGUCUUGCUAAAUCCACCGCUAUUACCCGUAAGUGUCUGAGUUAUAGAUUAUUCUGUACUGUCAAUUUUUUAAAAUUGAUGUAAAAUAGAUAGUUUAAUUUAAGAAUCUUGUUUGUUGUGUUGCAGUGCACUGCUCCCAUGUCGCAGCAGAGGCAGGAGAGACAGGAGAAGGAGAAGACCACCAGCACGGAGACCCUCAGCCCCCCAGAGCCAUCCCUGACCCCGGCCCGCCAGCCCCUUCCCUUCCCCCCCAACACCAUGCGCUCAGCCUCCCCCAAACCUGACCCGUCAGAACUCUACCUCAAGUCCAAGGCCCUGCUGGACAGCAAACGUGAGUAUACAGUACAAACAGUACAGUCCCUAGCCAGUCUCACACAUCGCUCUUCUUGACUCAUUGUUCUAAUAAUUACUGAACAUAGAAUGUGUCGGUCUUGUUCCUCCUUCUCCUUUCCCUCCUCUUCCCCAUCCAGCCCCCAACACCAAGGACCUAGAUGUGUUCAUAAAGAGGAACCAGGAGUCAGGCUUUGGUUUCCGCGUUUUAGGCGGGGAGGGGCCAGAUCAGCCCGUAAGUACCCUCCCAGAGGGACUGCUCAAUCCUGGUUCAGCCAGCAUUAACACUCUGGGAACACUGUGGGCUGCUUACCCGGUCCCAGAUGAAGCCUAGUGGUUUAAAUGGGUUACCGCCAUUGACCGUGCUUUUUAGUCCAUGAGUAUGCUUAAUCUGGGUCUGGGAAACUGGCUUGAAAUCUGGUUAAAGUUAUCCCCCUGUGUUUGAGUGGGUUAGAUAAAUCUCAUCAUGCCUUCCUCUGUUCCCUGGCUCCAGGUGUACAUUGGUGCUAUCGUGCCCCUGGGCGCAGCAGAGAAGGACGGGCGUCUCCGGGCAGGUGAUGAGCUCAUGUGUAUCGACGGGGUACCAGUAAAGGGCAAAUCUCACAAGCAGGUGCUGGAGCUGAUGACCAACGCUGCCCGCAACGGACAGGUCAUGCUGACAGUCCGCAGGAAACUGGCUCACACAGGUAUGUGUGAGAGAUGGAGAAAUUAGAGGCAGACAGAAACAGAGAAAUAGUUUUUGAGUGUUUAUGCAACUCUUCUAAAAGUGACGAUAGUUGUGAGAAGUGCUGUAGACGUCAGAUCCAGUCGGGGGAGAUGAUUUACAUAACAAACAGAAAACAAGAAGAGUGCUGUUCUGUUCUGGUCUGUUAUGUUUUGACGGACAGACAGACUGAAGCCCCUGCUGUACGCAGCUUUGUUUACACACACAAAUAAGCUUCAAUGACUAGAGAAGACACUUUUGAAAUUGGAUUUGAUGUAUUGUAAUGACAGACAUGGUUGAACUGGAAAAAUUAAGCAUCAAUCAUCAAAGCUUUGUGGUUGAAAUCAAGACUUGACAAAGAUUUUCACUCCAAAUAUUGAUUUCCUAUUCUGUGCUCAGUUCAGAUAUGCCAUACACACAUCAGAUAGUCUUUCAAUACAGUAAUUGUGGGGUUCAUUUUAAAAUGAGCACUGGAAUGAAAUUGGAUCAGUCUAAAGGAAUAAUGUGGUGGCAUAAACUGAGCAUUCCCUUGAGCUUUCAUAUGAAUGGCUGUGAGAGACCAUAAACAACGUAAAAAUUAGGUGAUUCAAAUGUAAACGGUAAGCUACCCCAAAUGAAACUAUUCCUCCCUGUGUGUGAUCAGAGGGGAGUAGAGAGGAGGACGUUGGUGGUGGUCAGAAGAAGGUGUCUCCUGCCCUGGUUAACGGCUCUCCCAAGCUGCCCCGCAUCGAGGUCCCUACGGCCAGCUCCCCCCAACACCCAGAGUGCUACAACGUCACCCUGCAACGAAAAGACAACGAAGGCUUCGGCUUCGUAAUUCUUACCUCCAAGAACAAGCCUCCUCCCGGAGGUAAGAAAGAGAGAGCAUCAUAUCAUAGAACGUUCAGCUCAGCUAGUCUGAUAGCUUGUAGACUAGGCUAGCGGAGGAAAUGCUUUGGAACUCUGUAUGGGUUGUGUUCUUUGGAAGUUGACACAAGCAUAAACUGUUUUGGCUAUAUUUGUUUGUGUCCGUGCUUCUAUUCCUCUGUCACAAUACCUAGACACUUCUCAAUGCCGCCCAUUUCAAGUAGUUAUUCUUCUCUUGUUCGAAGGAGCAGAAAGUAGCCUUUUUUGCACAAUUGGUCUUUCCAAGCAUAUUACCGAUUGUUCAACUCACAGAGCACGGCAAUAAUAAUAAUAAUAUGCCAUUUAGCAGACGCUUUUAUCCAAAGCGACUUAGUCAUGCGUGCAUACAUUUUUGUGUAUGGGUGGUCCCGGGGAUCGAACCCACUACCUUGGCGUUACAAGCGCCGUGCUCUACCAGCUGAGCUACAGAGGACCACAUGACCCUUGCUCUCUCUCCCGUUCUGUCUCGCUCUCAGCUUCUACCUUUCUUUCUCUCUCUCUCUCUCUCUCUCUCUCUUUCUUUCUUACUUUCUCUCCUCUCAUGGCUCAGUCAUGCAGUACUGGAGUUUGUUUGUCUGUCUGGCAGAGUAGUGGUUUCCUAAGCAGUGCAGUCAGUACAAUGGUACACUGAAGUACAAACGCAGACCGGAGGCAUGGAGGAAUGAGGAUAAAUCACUCAAAUAUAGAACAUAAAAUACUUCCUAUGAGGGAGAUGAUAAACGUCAAUACAAAGAGUCUCUCAAAUUGUGUUUUGUUGAUAACGUAAAAAAAGGAGUAUUACAGCUUUAUUUAGCUUUAUUGAAUACUGCUUUGGUACAAUGAAGAACCAGGUUGGUAAUACAAUAAAAAACAAUUACUGCCUCACAAGCAACAUCUGCACUGUACCUGACAGAGCUGAGCUAAAUUGUCCUGUCAUCUCUUUCUCUCGCUCUCACGCUUUAGUUAUCCCUCACAAGAUUGGCCGCAUCAUCGAGGGCAGCCCCACGGACCGUAACGGUCAGCUGAAGGUAGGCGACCGUAUCUCAGCGGUCAACUCCCAGUCCAUCAUGGAACUGUCCCACAACGACAUCGUCCAGCUCAUCAAGGAGGCCGGCAACACUGUCACCCUCACUGUGGUGCCGGAGGAUGGUAUGAACUUCCACAGACACACUGAACUCUGGGAUAUAGAGUCCUACUUGAUAUGGGUUUCUGUAGUCUUUUUGUUUAUGUUUACUGUGGAACUACUAAGUUUAUUAGUCUUGCAUUUUCUGUUUUUUGUUCUUUUGAUAUUGUUAGAAGUGAAAGAGGAAUGGGAUGGAGUUGAGAUGACUGUGACUGGAGAGGAUGAAGUGCUAGUGUGCAUGACAUUCCAUACUGAAAGUCUUCUGUGUGUUCUUUUAGAGAAUAGUGGUCCUGCAUCUGGAACCAGUUCAGCCAAGCAGAGCCCUGCAGCACAGCACAGAGCUAUGGGCCAGCAGCCUCCCAGCCACACUGACAGGUACAGAAGUGGACACACACACACCGCUACAUGGCCCAUCCUAAAGAGGAGAGAAGGAAAGAGAAGGAUUAACAGAGGGUGGUUUGGCUGCACUCUGUCUUUUUUUAUUAUUUUUUUAUUUAACCUUUAUUUAACUAGGCAAGUCAGUUAAGAACAAAUUCUUAUUUACAAUGACGGCCUACACCGGCCAAACCCGGACGACGCUGGGCCAAUUGUGCGCCGCCCUAUGGGACUCCCAAUCACGGCCGGUUGUGAUACAGCCUGGAAUCGAACCAGGGGGUCUGUAGUGACGCCUCAAGCACUGAGAUGCAGUGCCUUAGACCGCUGCGCCACUCGGGAGUCUUUGAUCUUCCUGUUUAAACCAGAUUACCUGUCAGACUUAAUCCAUUACUACAGCACCCAUAAUUCCCCUCGCCUCCCCGAACCCUGUUCUCUCUCUCUGUCUCCCCCUCUCUCUCCCCUUCUCUCUCUCUUUCUUUCUGCUCUGCUCACCGUGUGGUUUCACCCUGGAUCUCUCCUCAUUUCCCUUUACUCUCCUCUUCUCUAAUCAAGUCAAACCAUUCCUCCUUCUCAGUAAUCUCUAACACAUGGCUAGGGUCAGGCAGGUCUCUGUAAAUAAGGAGAGCUUGAGAGGGAGGCUGUUGGCUCGGCAGUCUUAAGUAUGUAAACUCUCCCCGUAGACACAGCCAGUCAGGGAAAGCACACUGUUAAGAAGACUCUUUAAUAUCACUGACGCUCAACUCCCACAGAGGAUUAUAAUGAGCUUUGUAAAGCAUUGAAGUCUGCUGGAAGCGUCAGUUACUUUAGUUUACAGAACAAGCAGCUUGUCUCUUCAGAAGAAUUAUAGCAUAUAUCCAUUAACCCCACACUGUAUAAUCAUACUGAAGGAAAGAGACACUAAAAACCUUGUGAAGGAAGAAACCUGUCUGGUACUGUAAUUGCUAAGUACACUGACACUGUGAUGUUUUGUCUGUGACUGUUUAGGAAUGGAGACCCUCUGGAGUAUAAGUCCCUUCCACCCAGCGAGAUGGGACAACUCAUCACCUCAGGCCCCAAGCAGGUGAGGCUAUGGCGAUAAACAGUCAAACCCUGUGUGUGUUAGUGUGUUUAUUGCUGUGUUUGUGGUUAUGUUUUCAUACCCAUGGGGAACAAUAUUGGGUACCUGAAUAUCAUAAAGCAUGCAUUACACAUCUAUUACCACAUAAACAUGACAUAAUAGCUACACGUUAGCUGAAUAACUGAAUUGUACGUGAUAGAGAUGUAUAUUUUCUCUGUAUCAGGGCUGUUUCCACGUGGAGCUGGAGCGAGGCCAGCGGGGUUUUGGCUUCAGUCUGCGGGGAGGGAAGGAGUACAAUAUGGGCCUGUUCAUUCUGAGACUGGCGGAGGAGGGCCCUGCACUGAAGGACGGCAGGAUACACGUGAGUCAACCCAGGGCAUUAAUACCUGCUCUCAUAGAUGGUGGCUUCUUCUGUUCUCUCUAUGAGAAUGGGUACAGAACUACAUGUGUGAUGAAAGGCGUUUAUGAGAGAGAAUUUGUUUGACUCAUUUAGCCCGUUUGUACUGUAAUGUCAUGUGUGUUGUUACCACAGGUUGGAGAUCAGAUUGUGGAGAUCAAUGGUGAGCCCACCCAGGGCAUCACACACACCCGGGCCAUCGAGCUGAUCCAGGCUGGGGGCACCAAGGUCCUGCUGCUCCUCAGACCUGGCCUGGGCCGGGUCCCCGACCCCAGUGAGUGACCUCGGACUCAAUAGGACGAAUACUCUACUCAAACACACCUAGAAGAGUGACCAUGUUCUCAACCAUAUCUGAACUCAACUCACAGCCUACUCAGACACUGUUACUACUGCUUAAGAUACACAUACGCAUAGAAGACUGACCAUGGACUAACCAUAUAAUUAGAAUGUGUCCAUUCUAGUAUUUCUAGUUAUAUUUCUAGAAUACUAUUCUAUUUCUAGAAUACUAUUUAUUCUACUUCUAGGGACUCAACACGUAACUACUGCUCAAACACUAUUACUACUGCUUCCAACACACACACACACACACACACACACACACACACACACACACACACACACAGAAUAUAACCAAGCAUUUACAGUACUUAUCAAUGACCAUACCUCCCUUUCUUGCAUGUGAAGGCUGUUGCAGGCGUCUCUCUUUCUCUCGCAUUAUACCGCUCUAUCUAUCUGGCUCUAACUCUGUCUGGCUGUCCUGGCACUGUUCUCUCUCUUUUCUUCCUCCCUGUAGGUGUGAACCCUUCUUCCUCCACCCUGUGCUUCUACAUGAAACCAGAGCAUCACUAGUGGCCUCACUGCUUUUCUUGGUCUGUCCCUAAUAACCUUGGUAAACCACCUCGUACUCCUCACUCCUCCUCUUUGCCUCUGUUCUCUCCUUUUAAAAUCAGCUUAUGUCUCUCUCCUCCUUGCCCCCUCAAUCAGAACUGGACAGCUCCUAUCAUAACAGCCCUAUGCCCAGAUAAGGCCUCGUAGGAUGAGAGCUACUCUAGCUGUAACCUGUAGGAGGUGGUCUGAACGGAGGCAGUGGCUCCGGGGAAACAAGUUUACUAACUAAGGCCUCAAUUCAAUCAAUCACAGAUAAAGGAAAUUGCACUAGAGUACAGGUUCACUCUGAAUGUUAAUGCGGUACUAGAGGUGUUUAGCAUGAUAAGACACAUGCCACAAGUUGUUUUUCUCAAGGACAAAACCAAUCAUGUCCUUAAAAUACAGAGUUGGCAUUCUGAGUGAAACUGCAGUUUUUCAUUUAUCUGCAAUUGAUUGAAUUGGGGCCUGAGUUCCAUGCUGGAGCAGGAAGUGGCUCUAGAGCCCCUGAGGUUGUUUUAAGGUUAUUACAGAACCCAAACACAACAUCACUGAACGCACACAACAUCACAAUGAUUGAGACCAGGAGAAAGUCGUUAACUAGAUAUUGAUCAAUGGAAGGAGGGCAAAUGUUAAAAAGAUGUGUGUGCGUUCACCGGUAUCAACUCUCUCCUGUCUUGAGAUUAAGAAGAAUGGAUUUCUAUGAGUUGUUCCUCAUAGAAAUCGAAAAACCCAUUUCAGCUCCACUAAGUCCAUCUCACUUGCUGGUUCUCCGCUACAUUUCUGCUCUCUCAAUCAUGCCAGCGCUACUCUUAUCAGCUCUAGAAGGAAAUUGAAAUGUCAGCCGUGUGACUGUGGAGAAAACCUUGCACCUACCUCCCUUUGAUGUCACUGGCCUCCACUGAUACAUAUCUCAGAUUCAUAUUGUCUAUUUGACUCAAAAGCUCAUAUUAAAGUUAAUGGAAAGAUAGAGUAAGAAAUUAAUUGUUUUAUAUGUACACUUAUUUUAAGAGAUUUAAAGAUGCUUCACCACCUUCACAUAUUGAAUAUACAAUAUAUAUCCCAGACUAAUAUAACUACUGUCUUUCCAAUCUGCUUCAAUAUCACAAUCUGUUUUUUUUCUUUCUCUCAGCUAGCGAGAGGUGAAACCAUUUCAUUUCUCACUCACUAUGACUCUCUCAAUGCCUUUAUUCCAGGUAUGAAGGAGAAAGUGAACAUUUCACCCUCAAGCUUUCCAAGACUCUCUGCAUCCGAUGAGCAGUCAUUCCCCGCUUCUCCAUCCUCCAUCUCCCUGUCCACCUCUGAGCUGUCCCCGUCCUCCUCCGCCAACACCACUGCCCCCGAGGAGCCCUCUGACUGGGACACGUCCGCUGCCGCUGCCCCCUCCCCCUCAAGGCUGCUGGAGCCCAACAAGGCCAGAGGGCAGCAGCCUCACCACCACAGGGGACGCACCAGUCCCAACACCCUCCCCAAGAAGAGUGACUCCAUCAUGUCCCACAGCAACAAGCAUGCUAGCCCCAAGAGAGCCACCAAAGCCCGGGCUGAUACCAAGGAGCGCUCCCAGAGCCCCAGGAAAACAGACAGAGGAGACCGAGGCCAGGCAGGGACUGUUGAAAAUAAGAACGGGUCUUUGGAGGGAGACCUAAGAAGGGAGAGGAAGGCCCACAGCCACGGCCAGAGAGAGGGCCGGGAGGGCAGAGAGGGACGCUCUUCCAGCCCCAGGAAGACUACCCCUAGGAGGGAUCCAGACGCAGGAGUCUCCAGGCAGCCCUCGAAGGGCCAGGAUGAGGGUCAGAGGCGCUCUGGAGGGCAGCAGCAUCCCAGCUCCAACCCUGCCUCUGGAGAGGGCACGCAGGGGAGAGAGAGGAGAAGUAAGGAGGAGGACCCCACUCGCAGACAGGAGAGGGAGACCGGAAGUUCGGGAACCAGCGAUCGCCACAGGAAAGAGAGGGGAGCGGAGCCUCAUAGAUCCCACUCCCAGACACAGAGGGAGAAUGCAUGGCCAGACUCUGAGGGCGGAACCCUGAAUCGUAGAGAGGGAGGUCAGAGAGAGGGAAGAGAGAGGAAACACAGAGAGGCAGCGGAGGAGGAGAAUCAGAGGGACACCAGUAGUGCUGCUAGCCAGGAGCACACAUGUAACGGGAACCCUGGCAGUAAGAAAUCGGCCACCAUCACCCCAGGACCAUGGAAGGUCCCCAGCUCAGCCAAGAUCCACUCUCACGUGGAGGGAAACUGAUGUAUCGUAGACGGACUAACCCGUCCAUAAUAGAUACAAACAAGGCUUCUACAGUUCUGCAUUGACAUGAUAUUUAGAAUGGACCAAUGAGGAUUGUAGGGGAUUGAGGUUAUUUUGCAUCACUGUGUUACUCCUCAUAAUCACAUUGCCUCCUAUUGCAUAUCAAUGCUUAUUUUCACAGUUUGCCUCAGCCAACCUUCCUACAGGCUGUCUUAAUGUUCAAAGUGCAGACAGUUUAUGGCUCUGCAGUGGCGGUGGGUGCCUGUCUGAAGAUCUGGAGGAUGUGAAGUACAAUCUGUUUUGUGCCAAUCAGAGACUCGGACAUGCUGGGAGGGAGUUGGUUCAUGUCAUGUAUCAUCCUUUCUGUGAAACUCUUUUGUAGGUAAUGAAAGGAGGCUUUGAUGAAGGAUGCUGUUUGUCACUCUGUAUGAAGGUUUAAAAGAUGGGCUCGUAUCCAGGCAUUCACUCAGCGUUUUGUGUUCCUCGUGGGAUUGAUCCACUGCUAUGUCCCUGAUGGAUAUAUAAAGAGGUGAUGGUGAUUACUCCUUAAGUCACUGGGAGAUGAAGGGGGUUGGGUUUUCAAUCAUUUUCUGUCCAUAUCCAGUCCAGACAUGCUCUCUGUGUAGACUCUGAAUCGCUGUUAUUAUCAGCUUUGCAGUAGAUUUUAGAUCAUUAGGACAAAGCUUUAUAUGCAUAUCUAUCUGAAGACCAUACACUUGUGGUUAGGUAUGUUGUUUACUUACUGCUACACGUGUGUUUAUUAUGAAGCAUAUUGUAAUUUAUUGAGAUUAAAUAUGACAAAGAAUAUAUAUAUAUACUAUCUACGUAUCCAUACACUAUAUUUUGAUGUAGUGAGCUAAGCAUAGAAAUAGAAUGUGUAGAAGAGACAUAACCACUGAAGAUGUACAUUUGUUUUUUAGCCACAUAGACACCUGUGGGAAUACAAAUAUUGCUCAUGACUACUGUGUUCUAGUGUACAUUACAUUACAUAUGCAUCAAUUUAACUGUGCCGCCAUGUUGGAUGAGCCAUGUAAAUUACAUAUGGACUACUAGAUAAUUGUGUUUGUCAGUAUAUGAUCCCUAGACAUUCUAUUUCUAUCCAUUCCCAGCCCGUUCCCAGCCUAUUCCAUCCUUAAUCCGUGAUGUUGUUUAUUGUAUGCAGCUAUUUAAGGUCCUCUGGCUAAAUGUGUACACUACAAGCUGACAGGUAUGUAUUUUAGAUAUUGCUGUAGCUUUGACUGUACGUUAUCUAAUGUGUAUUAUUUAGCAAGGCGUUUCCUAAUCUAAAUGUGGGGGUAAAUCAGCUGUAUAAACAGAUUGAAAUUAAAAGGUGAGACCUUUGCAUUUUUGUGACACCACAGUUUUUCAUCAAAAUGUGCUUUCAAUUGUACGCCAGUCCAAGAUGUUAAUAUUCAAUAAAUCUAAAGACUACAGUAAUACCCAGGUAAUACCAAACAUAUCCUGGUAUAUUCUGAUACACUUUAGACUAUAGUGCCCUCUCCUGGAGGAAGUAAAGAAACUAUCAGAAUCCCUGAACCCUGAGUGUCAGGACUUUACAACAUAACAUAAUUUAAACAAUUGUUAUGAUAUAGCCUACUCUGUUUUAGGGCAUCGAUUAUGUAGCAGCUUUGAAAAAGAUCUACUAAGACCCUACGUUUGUGUGUCCAGCUUAAAGUCUGUUAAACAAAGCAAUUUUCUCUUCCUAGCAACCAUGGAAAACAAGGGACUCCAUACUGUAUUGAAUUAUGCACUCACAAUAUAUGGAAAUUAAAUUAAAAGCUAUUGACAAAUAGAUUAGUCAGUGUUGCUUGUCCUGUGGUGUAGCAAAAUGUGAAUUGAAUUGUCUCUUGAUAAAAUCUUAGAGAAGGAUACUGAUUUUGAUUAACUCUUCACCGUGAUAUAUAGUUUCCCUUUUACAUCCUAUUGUUCAUGUCACGUGUGUCUAUAUAAUAAUGUGGCCUUGCAUUGCUUCAACAGAACAGCCUUUUUGUCUCUACAUUAUGUGGUAGUUGUAAAUGUUUAUAAAUUGUACAGCACUGUAUAAAUACUUCCCUUCAUUCAAAAAAAAAAUAUUGUAAAUCGCUCUAUUAUUUUUUUAAGUAAUUGAGGAGAAAAUAAGGUGGUGAGAGGAAAUAAUCUGUUCAUGCACUGAUAAAUAAAGUUUGAAAAC